This is a messenger RNA of Zingiber officinale, 1862 nucleotides long. Its product is annotated as splicing factor U2af small subunit B-like. The coding region runs from base 118 to 1038 and encodes 306 amino acids. Gene Ontology annotation, biological process: mRNA splicing, via spliceosome. The transcript has 6 exons. The record is from RefSeq and is a predicted model, not a curated record. NCBI's taxonomy places the organism in Eukaryota, Viridiplantae, Streptophyta, Magnoliopsida, Zingiberales, Zingiberaceae. Gene Ontology annotation, cellular component: spliceosomal complex; U2AF complex. Gene Ontology annotation, molecular function: pre-mRNA 3'-splice site binding; metal ion binding.
AUUAAUUAUUUCGUGUGCCCUAAUUCUCUUUUAACCAAGUCUCUCUUUUCCGAUUGCUUUGGUUACCUUCUCCUCGUCCUCCUCUGCUCUCAGCUGUGGGAGGGUGAUCUCGACGCGAUGGCUGAGCACUUGGCUUCUAUCUUUGGAACGGAGAAGGACCGGGUGAACUGCCCUUUCUACUUCAAGAUCGGAGCUUGUCGACACGGAGAUCGGUGCUCGCGCCUGCACACCAAGCCCAGUAUCAGCCCCACCCUCCUCCUGUCCAACAUGUAUCAGCGUCUCGACAACGCCAUCACCCCUGGACUUGACUCUCAAGGUCAGCCCAUGGACCCACACAAGAUCCAGGAGCACUUCGAGAAUUUUUAUGAAGAUCUCUUUGAGGAGCUAAGCAAGUAUGGGGAGAUUGAAAGCCUUAACGUUUGUGACAAUCUGGCCGAUCACAUGGUUGGUAAUGUCUAUGUUCAGUUUAGAGAGGAAGAGCAUGCUGCAAAUGCACUUCGCAACCUGACUGGAAGGUUUUAUGCAGGGCGCCCAAUUAUUGUAGAUUUCUCUCCUGUUACUGAUUUCCGAGAGGCUACAUGUAGGCAAUAUGAAGAAAACACCUGCAAUCGAGGUGGAUAUUGCAAUUUUAUGCAUUUGAAACAAAUUAGCAGGGAAUUGAGGCGGAAAUUGUUUGGGGGAAGCAGGAGGCACCGCAGAAGUCAUAGUAGAAGCAGAAGCCCUCAUGGCCACCGUGGUUAUGAAGAUCGUCCUGUAAACCGUGGUCAUGGUAGGCGUCAUCCUGAUAGGGAUCAAUACUCUGAAGAACGUAUCAGAAAACCCAGGAGUCGUAGCCCAGGUCGUAGAAGGAACCGCAGUAGAAGCCCUGGAGGAAGAAGGAACAGAAGUCCUAUUAGAGAAGGAAGUGCCGAGCGAAGGGCUAAAAUUGAGCAAUGGAACAGGGAAAGGGAACAGACCGAAGCUACUAGAAGGAACAGCGAAUACACUCAAAACGGCCAGCAGAAUAAUGACUAUCCUCAUCAGGAUCAAGAAAGUUGAUUGAUGGCUCAAUGGUGGUGUGCAGGUUCAAAGUCCUGUUCAGUGGAAUAUUUAAAAAGAAAUUAAAAACCUCUCUAGAGAAAUUCAAAACAAUCACCUACUUACCUGCAUUUGUUUGGUUUUAUUUGGUUUAAAACUGCACCAUUUAGGUAAAUUGGCUUUUGCGGGGAUGCCUAACAUCCUAUUCAUCUAUCGACCAUUCGUUAAUUAUUUAGCCAUUUCAUAUUUUUCUUGUUAGCCACUUUGCAGCAUAUAUGCCAAAUUUUCAUUUGAAUUCUUUAAUUAAUCAUCAUGCUUCAGGCCUACAUUCUGUUAAAAGUAUUUUUAAACUAAGGAUGCACUUUGAUUAUUUUAUAACUGCCACAAGGUACAUGAAUAAUCAAAGAGCUUGCUCUCCGUUUUUGUCAGGUAGGUUUUUUUUUCCCGCUAGCCUUGUUCAAUGAUUGGACCUACAAUGCCUGUUUCUUUGUUUGUUUUACAUUUUUUUUUGGUUUUGUUUUGUUUUUUAGCUUCAAUGAGCUUAUGUUCUUUGCAAGUUUUGCAGGUCCAGGUGUUCCUGCCACAGCUUCAACUCAUCCCUUUUUGCUUAAUGAACUUAAUUUUCAGGACGGGCGUGACUUGCGAAUUGACCAGAAUCUGCCUCGGCAAGGCGACUCGGUAGUGUGCUCUUUCGGAACUCUAGUACUUUGUAAUGCUUUUACUUGUUGCAGGAUGUGAUGUAAAGACAUAAUCUACUUCUGUUUGGUGUUUGCAAGAUAUGCAUAAUGUUAAGUACAAUUGUGAUUUAUCUGCACCAAUUGCUGCAUCUACUGCUUUUAGCUUUC